AUUUCUCUCUUAGCCUCCGAACACCUAAAUUCUGCAUUGAAAAGUUAUCUGUUUUAAAAAGUGACUCUAAAGAAUUUAUCCACAGAUAUUUUUGCUUGAUGCAAAAAUGGCGUAUUCACCUACUCCAGUCUCUCCAAUGUCUUUUCUGAAACCAACACUGCCCAAAAGGGCUUUUCUUUUUUCUUCAUCUUCUUCUUCAAGUUGGAGACGGAACCCAAAGGCCAUGGCCAAAGAAGUAUACUUCAAUAAUGAUGGGUCUGUUACAAAAAAGCUCAAGGCAGGGGCGGAUAUGGUGGCUGAGCUUUUAGGCGUUACUUUGGGUCCAAAAGGAAGAAAUGUGGUGUUGCAGAACAAGUAUGGACCCCCAAAGAUUGUCAAUGAUGGAGAAACUGUACUCAAAGAGAUUGAAUUGGAGGACCCUUUGGAGAAUGUUGGAGUAAAAUUGUUGAGGCAAGCUGGUGCAAAAACAAAUGACCUCGCUGGCGAUGGUUCCACUACGUCCAUAGUUCUUGCUCAUGGCCUAAUCACUGAAGGUGUGAAGGUGGUGUCAGCGGGAAUGAACCCUGUUCAAGUUGCUCGUGGGAUAGAGAAGACUGCAAACGCCCUUGUUUCAGAACUCAAAUUGAUGUCCAGAGAGGUUGAAGACCAUGAGCUUGCUGAUGUUGCUGCAGUUAGUGCUGGGAAUGAUCAUACAGUGGGAAACCUCAUCUCUGAUGCUUUUCGGCAGGUGGGAAGGAGGGGUGUUGUUACAAUUGAAAAAGGGAAAUGCAUCACUAACAGUCUUCAGAUUGUCAGAGGAAUGCAGUUUGAUCGAGGCUAUUUGUCUCCUUACUUGGUCACUGACAGGCAGAAGAUGACAGUGGAGUUCAGUGAUUGCAAGUUACUCUUGGUUGACAAAAAAAUCACGAACCCAAAGGAGAUGUUUAAGAUAUUGGACAGUGCAGUUAAAGAGAAAUAUCCAGUUGUCAUAAUUGCAGAGGGCAUUGAGCAAGAAGCUCUGGCUCCCAUAAUUAGGAACAAACUCAGGGGUGUGCUGAAGGCAGCUGCUAUCAAGGCUCCUGCCUUUGGUGAACGCAAGAGCCACUGUCUAGAUGACAUUGCUGUCUUGACCGGAGGCACUGUCAUCAGAGACGAGAUGGGCUUAACCCUUGGAAAGGCUGGCAAGGAGGUGUUAGGCAGUGCUGAAAGAGUUUUGAUAAGUAAGGAUUCUACGUUAAUAGUUACUGAUGGCAGCACCAAAGUUGCUGUUGAGAAUAGGGUUUCUGAAAUCCAGAACCUUGUUAAGAAUACAGAAGAGAAAUUUCAAAAGAAGAUUCUGAAUGAAAGAAUAGCAAGAUUAUCUGGGGGAAUUGCAAUUCUUCAGGUUGGAGCACAAACCCAAGUUGAGUUGAAGGAUAAACAGCUCAAGAUUGAAGAUGCUCUGAAUGCAACAAAGGCAGCAAUAGAGGAAGGGGUUGUAGUUGGUGGUGGAUGUGCCCUCUUGAGGCUAUCUGGGAAGGUGGACAGUAUCAAAAAUGUUUUGGACAAUGAAGAACAAAAGAUUGGAGCAGAGAUAUUCAAGAAAGCAUUGAGUUAUCCAGCAAGACUGAUAGCCAAAAAUGCUGGCAUCAAUGGCAAUGUUGUUAUUCAGAAGGUUCUAUCUAUCAAUGAUACAAGGUAUGGAUACAAUGCUGCAAGAGACUGCUAUGAGGAUCUAAUGACAGCUGGAGUUAUGGAUCCAUCCAAGGUGGUUAGAUGUUGUUUGGAACAUGCAGCAUCAGUAGCCAAGAGUUUUCUGACAUCUGAUGCUGCUGUAGUUGACAUUAAGGAAGUAAAGCCUGCCUCAAGGAGAUAUCCAAUGCCAACUUCUGCUGAUACCAUUUUUCAGAAACAAGUAAUGCCUAGCCAUAAACAAAUGGCCCAUCGACAACUGAUUCCCAAACAGGCGAUGCUCUGAUCUGACCUGAUCUAUGUAUACCUAUCAAUUAAUAUCUUUAUGUUGGAUUCCAAUAUUUUUUCAUUCAGAAUAAGGACGGUUGACAGAAGGACUAUGUAGGAGUCAAAAUGGUCAGACAAAAUGGAAGAGACAAUCAAGGUGAACUUCAAUGAUUUCUCCAAGCCAAAUGUUAAUGUCUUAUGCCAAUCAUGAUCUUUAGAGUUGAGCACUUUCCAUCCUACGCAAGCAGCCUACUUGAAGAAACAGGUAAUUCCUGCGGAGAAUCAAAUUGGGGAAGCUGCAAUCAAAGAGAUAUUGUCAAAUGUUAAUGUCUUACCAAAGCUCCCUUGUCCAUGGAUUUAGAAGAAUCUGUGCAUGCAGGUAUGAUCAAGUUAGUUGAUUACACAGAAUAGAAGCAUCCAGCAACAUCUGGAUAGAGGUAUGUAAAAGGAAUUUAUGCUAAAAAAUGCUUCAGUUAGUGCCAAAAAAUAUAUAUACAUCCAGAAAACAGAUGAACUUUUAAAUUCUAGUACUGAGAGCUAGGGGGAAGAAUAGGUGUUAGAAAGGUGAGAGAGAGAGAGAGAGAAAGAGAGGAGGAAGAGUCAGAGAAUUCGAGAGGGUAGAAUUGAAUUUGAAAUUUGAACUAUCUGAGCGUAUUGAACUUCCCACCAACUAGCUAUAUAUACUAGCUAGGGAUUUGCAUUUAGUUACAACGAUAAAGAUAAUAAUCGGCAACAAACAUUUGAAUUAAUUCUCUUUGUGCAUUUUUUUAAAAAAAAUAAAAAGUAACAUGUAUAUUAAUAAGGUACCAAAAAAGGGGAUACCAAUCCGUAAGCAUUAAUUCACCUCGUGCAUAAUUCCCUAAUUUACCUCGCGGUUUCUUGACAAUAGGUUACCAGUUUUCUUUUCAUGGGAAAUAUGUAGGAAUCAAACAGUUUUCUUUUGACAAUAUCUCUUUGAUAUUGUCUCUGCAUUUACUGAAGACUUGAGUUUUUCUAUUGUAAUUAUUUUUGAACCAGUCUGAGUUACACAUAAUUUCACAUGUAUGAUUAUGAGUCA
Messenger RNA from Carica papaya (papaya), 2974 nucleotides. Lineage: Eukaryota; Viridiplantae; Streptophyta; Magnoliopsida; Brassicales; Caricaceae. The record is from RefSeq and is a predicted model, not a curated record.